AUGAAAUUUUUGUGGUUAUUGUUUUUGGCCCUGAGUGCCUUGUUGUUAAUACAAACAACUACAGCAGAAGUUGAAGUACAACGUGCAGUACAAGAAAAUUCUGAUGACAAAGUAAUUGAAAAUAAACUUCUUAACGAGGUGGAAACUAAAAAUGAUAUGCCAUUAGACGAUGGCGAAGAACACGCAGAUGAUGACGAAAAUGAGGAGGAAACUGAAGAAGUUUCUAUGAAUGACGAUAGUGAUGAUAGUGACAACGAGAAAAAGCUCGAAGAUGAAAAAUCUGAGCAGGAAGUUAUAGUUGCUGGCGAUGUGGAGGCUUUCAAAGAGGAAGGCAUGCAACGUUUAGCGCGUGAAUUGAGAAGCUUCCACAAUUCGAAUGCUCUAGCCAGAAGCAAUAACCAAAGGUUAGACGAAGAUGAUGAGGAAGCUAUAGCCGAAGAACGUGCCAUACGCAAGCGUCAACGUGUGCGCAGGCGCAAGACCAAAAACAAGAUCAAACGUACUAACAAAAACAGGCAUGUAGCCAAUCGCCGUAGAUCCUCCAACAACAAAUCCAAAAAUAAGAACUCACUACGUCGCAAAUCUUCCAAUAAGUCAAAAGCCAAAUACUCUAAAAAAAAUCGCGGUUCUAACAGCGGCACCAGAAGAAGAAACACCAGACGUAAUGGAGUAAGACGUAACACCCGCAGAGGUGGCAAUCGUAAGCGUGGUUAUCGUUACAGCAAACGUGGUUUGCGUUCCAAGAGUGGCCACAAACGUCGCCGUUCGAACAAAAAGAGAAAGCAACGUGGUGCAAACAGACCACGCAAAUCUGAAAGCGAUGCUAUGUUAAUGGCCUCCGAUGACAAGAAUUCCCAAACGCCCGUGGCUGAGGAGGUUGCCCAACCCAUUCAGCAAGCUGAACAGCCAGCAGAGGCCACUCAGCAAUGA
Calliphora vicina (urban bluebottle blowfly) is the source of this 930-nucleotide messenger RNA. RefSeq lists its product as uncharacterized. The record is from RefSeq and is a predicted model, not a curated record. Bases 1 to 930 code for a protein of 309 amino acids. The transcript has 3 exons. Lineage: Eukaryota; Metazoa; Arthropoda; Insecta; Diptera; Calliphoridae.